AUGCAUGUCCAUCUCCGUGAACCCGGCUUUGAGCAUAAAGAGACGAUUGCUACUGGCACGGCGGCAGCAGCAGCAGGUGGAUUCACAUCGGUUGCCUGUAUGGCAAACACGUCUCCUGUAAUAGACACGCCCGAAAAGAUUGAGCAGAUUUACGACAUCGCGCGAGAGACCGCGGAGACAAACGUAUUCCCUUUCGGAAGUAUCACCAAAAAUCUCGCGGGCGAUGAACUCACAGAUAUGCAGGGAAUGCGUUCUGCUGGCGCAGUUGGCUUCAGUGAUGAUGGCGUUACUGUCAUGAACGCCGCCCUUAUGCGCGACGCACUCGCCUUGAGCGCAGAACUCGGUUUUCCAAUCAUGGUUCACUGUGAAGAGCACAACCUCAACGCAGGAGCCGUCAUGAAUCUGGGAGAAACGUCCCGAAAAUUAGGACUUAUCGGAAGCCCAAACGCCGCGGAGGACAUAAUCGUCGCACGCGACAUCAUGUUAGCAGAGAUGACAGGCGGACACCUUCAUGUUCUCCAUGUCAGCACCGCAGGGGCAGUUGAGUUGGUACGCCAAGGAAAACACCGAGGGGUCCAUGUAACUGCCGAGGCAUGUCCACAUCACUGGAUCCUCACCGAUGCGGAAAUAGAAAAGCAAGGAACGAAUGCCAAGAUGCAUCCACCAUUGCGUACACAGACCGAUAUUGACGCAGUUAUUGAGGGUUUGCGCGAUGGCACAAUUGACGCAAUCGCGACUGACCACGCGCCGCACGCCCCACAAGAAAAGGCACAAGGCAUGCUUGAGGCACCGAAUGGAAUUAUCGGUUUGGAGACCUGUGUGCCACUUGUGUUUACGUUUCUCGUCGAACCAGGGCACCUUACAGCAGCGGAGGCAAUUGCGAAAAUGACCUCUAUUCCAGCAAAUAUACUCGGUAUCAAUCGUGGAACACUUUCUAUUGGUGCAGCCGGAGACUGUGACAGCAAUUAA
Geodia barretti is the source of this 969-nucleotide messenger RNA. NCBI's taxonomy places the organism in Eukaryota, Metazoa, Porifera, Demospongiae, Tetractinellida, Geodiidae. The record is from the annotation of a GenBank genome assembly.